Molecule: messenger RNA, 3916 nt
Organism: Arvicanthis niloticus (Nile rat)
Lineage: Eukaryota; Metazoa; Chordata; Mammalia; Rodentia; Muridae
Source: RefSeq, a predicted model, not a curated record
ACACACGUGUGAAAGAAUGGUUGGGGUUUCUCCUGUGUUUGGUCGGGACCCUUCUGUUCCCCGAAGCGUUCUGAAGCGUUCGGGACCUUUACAUGAACUUCUAGUUCUUCCGCCUUAGCCGCGGAGACUUCCGCUUCCUGGAUUCCACCCUCACUCUGGUAAUAUCGGGAUCCAGUUUCCAGUUAUCCUUGUUGAGGACCCAAAUCAGAGUUUCUACAAGGUUGCCUGUGGCUGCUUGAGACAGGGUAUCCUGGGAGAAGGAAAGGAGGCAGAUUGAUAAUCUGUCUGAUUAUGAGUCAAGAGGAAAUGUGAAGAAACAAAAUUCAGUGUUCUCUUCACUAAAGAAGAGAGACAGCCUUUGAAGACCCCCUUGUGGCAGUUGUCAGCUUGGAAAAGCAGUGCUUCUUCAAGUACUCCCACAUUCAGCUAAGGUUACCUGUGCCCCACAAAUGGCUACCAUCAGUCUAUCUCCCAAGUUGGCUAUGUCCUCUCUGGGCUCUGCAGAUAACCAGGAAUCAGAAUUUCCUCUUCCGUCAAAAUAUGAUUCUUGUCAGCAGAAUUUGGGUUUGUUUGCUUGCCAUGCUCCAGAGCCUGAUACACCAGCUCAUGUUUCUUCUCAGGAGUCCGUGACAUUUCAAGAUAUUGCUGUGGACUUUACUGAGAAAGAGUGGCCCCUGUUAGAUUCUUCCCAGAGAAAACUAUACAAAGAUGUAAUGCUGGAGAAUUACAGCAAUCUACGUUCACUGGGUUAUCAGUUUGGCAAACCCCACCUCAUCUCACACCUAGAGCAAGAAGAAGAGCUGAGAAUGGAGAAGAGAUGCAUUCAGCAGUGUCCUUCUCCAGAUUGGGGAACUACAUCUAAAAUCAAAUGGUCCAUUCUUGUGGAAGAUAUUUUUGGGAAGGAAGCGUCUGAUGGUGUAAGAUUGGAAACAUCUCAUCUUUUGGAGAAAUCUUCUAAAUUCACCCAUUUGUUUGAAGUCUUUAAUAUUGGCCCUCACCUUACUCAACCAAUAGGAAGGCCCACAAGCAAGAGACCCUAUCACCACCACAGCUGUGGAGCUGCUUUCAAGAAAAGGAUUCACCUGACUCAACACAUGAGCAUGUAUGAUAUGAGAAAAAUGCAUGAAUGUCACCAGUGCCAGAAAGCCUUCACGACCAGUGCUUCUCUUACAAGACACCGUAGAAUUCACACUGGAGAGAAGCCUUAUGAGUGUAGCAGCUGUGGCAAAGCCUUCAAUGACCCCUCAGCUCUAAGGAGCCACACAAGAACUCAUUUGAAAGAAAAGCCCUUUGACUGCAGUCAGUGUGGUAAUGCCUUCCGUACCCUCUCUGCUCUUAAGAUACAUAUGCGAGUUCAUACUGGUGAAAGACCCUACAAAUGUGAUGAGUGUGGCAAAGCCUAUGGCAGGAGCUGCCAUCUCAUUGCCCACAAGCGAACACAUACUGGAGAGAGGCCCUAUGAAUGUCAGGACUGUGGAAAAGCCUUCCAGCACCCCUCCCACCUGAAGGAACAUGUCAGAAACCAUACUGGGGAAAAGCCUUAUGAAUGUACACAGUGUGGCAAAGCCUUCCGAUGGAAGUCCAACUUCAAUUUGCAUAAGAAGAACCACAUGGUGGAAAAAACCUAUGAGUGCAGAGAAUGUGGGAGGUCCUUCAGUGACCUCCUAUCAAGAAGGAAACACAUGAGGAUUCAUAUUGUAAAGAAACCAGUCGAGUGUAGACUAUGUGGGAAAACCUUUCGAAACCAGUCCAUCCUGAAAACACACAUGAACUCUCACACUGGGGAGAAACCUUAUGGCUGUGAUCUCUGUGGCAAAGCCUUCAGUGCUAGUUCCAACCUCACUGCACAUAGGAAGAUUCACACUCAAGAGAGACGCUAUGAAUGUACUUCCUGUGGGAAGGUCUUCAGUGAUUACCUGUCACGAAGGAGGCACAUGAGCAUCCAUCUUGUCAAGAAGCGGGUAGAUUGUAGGCAGUGCGGAAAAGCCUUCAGGAACCAAUCCACCCUGAAGACACACAUGAGAAGCCACACAGGUGAGAAGCCAUAUGAGUGUGACCAUUGUGGAAAAGCUUUCAGCAUAGGAUCCAAUCUUAAUGUACAUCGAAGGAUCCAUACUGGGGAAAAGCCUUAUGAAUGCCUUGUUUGUGGAAAAGCCUUCAGUGACCAUUCAUCCCUUAGGAGUCAUGUGAAAACCCACCGGGGGAGAAGCUCUUUACACCAACUGUGUGCAAAAGGUUUCAGUGAAUACCCGGAUGCAGAGGAAACCUGGCAAGCAUAAGUAGUCACAAAUCUUUCAUGACUUCUCCACAUAGAGAACACAAAACAUCACAUGGAACUUAAGAGAAAUCCAGUUUGUAGAAAGAUUGAAAAGACCUAAGUUGGUAUUCAGCAACUGGGAUCUCUAUGAGAACCUAGAGACUUGGAAAAGUUUGUAUUAACAAGAAACUUUCAACAUACAUCAUGCUCUCAGACACACAAGAACAGCAGAGAGUCUUCAGCCUGUGUAUUUAGUGUUAAAGUCAACAACACUUCGUGAGCACAGUAGAGUGAAUCCAAUCAAUACAGAGAUUAGGGAAAUCUUAACUCAUCUCACAUUUGUUCCUCAUGGGAGAAAUCAGAGUAAAGAAAAAAUCUCAGAAGUAAGAAACAUGAAAAAGUGCAUUAAAAAGUGGAAGGCAAACUGGCCAGCUCCUUAUUAUUAUUGGCUCACAAACCAAGAUGCUUCUUUUUAAAAAGAAAGAUCUGCCAGAGGCAGUACAUGACACUCCAAUUCUAAUAUACAUGCUGUUUAUAAAAACCUUCUUUUAAGGCUUUAGUCAGUAGCAUUGGCUCUCAACCUGGAGCAGUUUUGCUCUCCUGGGCAUUUUUGUCAGUGUCUGGGAAGAUUUUGGUUUUGAGAAUGGAGGGAGAGGUGCUACUGACAUCACAGAUGCUGUCAAAUGCCUAUGAUGUACAUGAGUCUUCCGUAUCAAAGAAUUAUAUGUACUGCUAUAAAAGUACUGAGUUUGAGAAUAAUCUCAUUCAUUUCUUAGUUAUUGUGAUUCCUGUGAACAUUCACAUGAGGAGAAAAUUUUUUACAGCUUUUUUAAAGAAAAACCACAAUGUAGUUCUAAAAUAGAUGAAAACUAACACUGCUGAUAAACUCCAUGAAGAUGAUUUUAGGCACAGUCCCCUGGUGUAUGAAUGUAGGGUUGUAUUUACAAGUCUUUUGAUGACAACUGACUUCAGCUCUUUAGUUUUCUUGAUCUUAUUUUUAGGGAUAUGGUUCUGUGAAUUACUCUUAGUCCCCAUCAUAAACAAUUGAAUAUAGUAUUUUUUUACUAUAGCUUUGAAAAUUAUAUCUUUAUUUCACUUUAGUAACCUUAUCCUGACCAGUGGCAUAAUUAGACUUGUGUGAUACUAUGUACUGGGUAAUGUGAGUAUUUUUGAGUACCUGUGCCAUGUGUAUUGUGGUCAAAGCAGGAAGCUUCCUAACAGAUCCUUCAAUGGAUCUGUUUUGGCUUUCUGUCCAAAAGAAUAACAAAGAUCUAUAGGAUUUCCCAUAUCUAUUUAAACUUCUUCUCUAGCAGAAGAAUCACAGUUUUAUCUGAUUAUCAAAUAAUGCCACUAUAAGAAAUCGUUUUCAGUUUCUUAUGCAACUCUAUUCUCUACAUACCAUUACCCUGGCCAUUGACUCAUAAACAGAGAUGUGUGUGGCAUUCUGAGAAAAAGCUCUUGGAAAAAUGUCUGAUCUUUUUUUAAUUCAUUGUGUGACCCUGAAGAUGAAAACCACAGUCCAAAGAGGACAGAAUAGAGAAGUCACAGUGAUCCUAGUCUGUAUUGUGGCUUCUGAAAACAUUUACAUUGGUACUCUAUUUAUUAAAUCUAAACUUUCUGUUCCCCGAGAAAAUAAAAUUGAUUACAAGUUUACAAUGG